AUGGAACUGAAGGAUGCUGCAAAGGCCCACAUAGAGGCCUACAACGCGAUAUUCAACGGAAACAUACUUGACAAUCUUGUAGCAGGUGUCCCGCCUCUGGUGAAGGGCAAGACAAAGAUUAUUGUGGAAGAGAUUCAUGUUGCUCCGCCCUUUCUGAGCGACAAGGACCACAUUUCUGUGGACAGGAGGCUGCUCCCUAGGGAGUGCCGGGAGAGGGGACUAACAUACAAAGGAAAGAUGGUAGUCCGGGUGUCCCUGUUCCAUGAUAACAAGCACGUGGUGACCGAAGACAAGUCUGCGGGGCAUUUUCCUAUCAUGGUCCGGUCGACGCUCUGCCAUCUGAACGGCAUUAAGAACAAGAACGAGGUUGGAGAGGACGAAGACGAGAUCGGAGGAUACUUUAUAAUCAAUGGAAUCGACAGGUUCAUCAGAUUCAACAUCAUGCAGAAGAGAAAUCACAUAUUUGCGUUCAAGAUGCGGAAAAAAACAAGCUUUUUCAGCGACUAUAUGGUAUCGAUGAGAUGUGUGGGGAGGGAUGAGAUCGGACACAUGAAUUUCUUACAUUAUUGUACUGAUGGAAACGUGGUCAUCAAGAUAUUCCACAAAAAGUAUGAGUUUCUGUUUCCACUGGUUCUUGUGCUAAAGGCCUUGGUCAAUACGACCGAUGAGGAGUUGUUUGGAGCACUGGGAGGCGGGCAAAGGGCUGUCCAUCUUCUCAAGUGCUUUGCGGAGCACAAUGUUUUUUCAAGGACGGAAUGUCUGGACUAUAUCGGAUCACGUUUUUCUGCCAUUCUGAAUUUUGAGUCGAAGGCUGAGGUGGCCGAGGAAAUUUUGAGCAAAUAUGUUGUCUCCCACCUCUCGUCCAAUCUCGACAAGUUCAACUUUCUGAUACUCGCAGCCAGAAAGCUGUUCUCCUUUGUAGACAACGAGAUAACAGAGGACGAUCCAGACUCCCCCAGCAAUCACGAGCUGGGCACGGAAACACAGAUCAUAUCUUCCUUCCUCCGGGAUAGAAUAGAGGAGUUCAUGCGCUUCUUUUCAAUGAUGUGUAGAAAGACAUAUUACAAGCUGGAGGGAGAAAAAAGGAAGCUGGAGGGGGAUUCGGUGACUGAGUCUGGGUUUUGUGAGGAUGAGCUGGACAUAUCCAAGAUCAGGGAGAUAUUCAAGAGAACCUCUAUUAACAUUGGACAGAGGAUGGAGCUCUUCUUGUCGAGUGGAAGCAUAACUCUGACGUCUUGCUCGGACAUCCUGCAGACCCUGGGGUUUUCUAUCACUGCAGAAAGAAUCAACUUCUACAAGUACCUCAGCCACUUCCGCGGGGUCAACCGGGGGACUCAUAUUCCCUCGAUGGUGACAUCUAUCCGCAAACUCAGGCCGGAGUCAUGGGGAUUUCUUUGCCCUGUCCAUACGCCUGACGGGGCUCCGUGCGGGGUUCUUCUCCACAUGGCCAAGGAAGCGGAAGUGGUCAGCAGGGAUGACGAUUUCAACACGGAUAUUCUUUUCGAAUUUGGAGUUGUUCCAUCCAUCAGAGGUGUGGAGAUGGGCAUCCCUGUCCUUGUGAACGGGAGGGUGGUUGGGUCGACCUCGUCUCCAUCGGAUCUUACUCGUAUGGUGAGAGAAUACAGGAACAGGAACGGACUAAUGAUUGAAGUAGUUUAUACCUCGGAGCCAAAAAUGUUCCCCUCUGUGUGCAUUUUUAGCUCAGUAGGAAGAUUUGCCAGAAAGGUUAUGAACAGAAGGCUGGGGUCUGAAGAGUGGAUUGGGAUAAUGGAGCAAGUCUUUUUGAACAUAGACACUGAAGAGGGAGCGGGGGAUGGAGACUACUACGAAAUAGACAAGUCUGGAAUUCUGGGAAUAAUAGCAGGGCUGAUACCGUAUUCUGACCACAACCAGAGUCCCAGAAACAUGUAUCAGUGCCAGAUGGCAAAGCAAGCAAUAGGACAUCCAGCACAUAAUAUAAGGACAAGAACGGAUCCCACCAUGUACACAGUAAACUAUCUCCAGUCUCCGAUAGUUAGAACAGAGGGAUAUGAGAUGGUCAAGGAUUAUCCUGUGGGAAUCAACUGCAUGGUGGCUGUUCUCUCGUACACUGCAUACGACAUGGAAGAUGCGUUGGUCAUCAAUAAGAAUAGUAUUGACCGGGGGUUGUUUACGGGGUAUGUUUACAAGACAGAGAAGGUACCUUUGGAUAAAGGGUAUUUCUUUACAUAUCUUCCAUCUGUUGGGCAAAGGAUACAGAAGGACGACACGCUAUACAGAUAUGUUGACCAGGAUGGCCGGGAAUACGAGAAAAGGUAUCUAGGGACGGAGCCUGGGAUAGUGGAUAUUGUUAGGGUGUUUGAGAAUGACAUGGGCGAAAGAUGUGCUACAUUUACCAUAAGAAUAGUGCGAAGCCCUAUGAUUGGGGACAAGUUCAGCUCAAGGCAUGGGCAGAAAGGUGUCUGCUCGAUGCAUUGGCCGGGUAUCGACAUGCCGUUUACGGAGUCUGGAUGUGUUCCCGACAUCAUCAUCAACCCACAUGCAUUCCCAAGCCGAAUGACGAUUGGGAUGUUGAUUGAGUCGAUUGCAGGGAAGGUUGGGUGUCUGAGUGGGAAUGAGCAGGAUGGAACUGUGUUUAAAAAGAGCUUUCUUCUGGAACAAGAGGAGGGAGAUGACGAGAAGGUCAGAAGAAAAGAAUACUUGUGCUCGGAGCUUCGGAGGCACGGGUUCAACUACUAUGGAAACGAGCCGAUGUACAGUGGCGUAGCAGGGAACGAGUUCCGCGCUGAUAUUUUUGUGGGAGUGGUAUAUUAUCAGAGGCUGAAGCACAUGGUUGGAGACAAGUUCCAGGUGCGCACAAAGGGGGCCGUUGUAUCUACGACCCGACAGCCUGUUGGAGGAAGAAAGAAGCGUGGGGGAAUCCGCUUUGGAGAGAUGGAGCGUGAUGCCUUGAUUUCACACGGAGCUUCGUAUCUUCUGCAGGACAGGCUUCUUAAGUCUAGCGACUCCACUGUGUUUGAGUACUGCGGGACAUGCAGGAGCAUACUUUUUACGAACAACGGAGAUUGCAUCUGCGGAAGCAGCGAUCUCAAGGCAGUCGAGAUGCCGUAUGUCUUCAAGUAUCUGUGCUGCGAGCUGCUUGCGAUGAACAUCAAGGUCCAAAUCGACCUAUAA
Encephalitozoon cuniculi GB-M1 is the source of this 3153-nucleotide messenger RNA. RefSeq lists its product as uncharacterized. Gene Ontology annotation, molecular function: DNA-directed RNA polymerase activity; DNA binding; ribonucleoside binding. Bases 1 to 3153 code for a protein of 1050 amino acids. The record is from RefSeq and is marked provisional. Gene Ontology annotation, cellular component: RNA polymerase I complex. NCBI's taxonomy places the organism in Eukaryota, Fungi, Microsporidia, Unikaryonidae. Gene Ontology annotation, biological process: DNA-templated transcription. The transcript has a single exon.